AUGCCCUUAUUUGCAUUCCAGUCACAGAGCAGAGUCGGAAAAAGGGAUGGUCGAGAGCACGUACAAGUAGAAGUUGGGAGGGUCGGUGGGAUUACUAAAGUCAGUUUUUGAAGAAUUGGAAUGAAUGAGCGCUUCGAUGGACCGGAAGACGGACUUCCCUGAAACCCAGGGGCACUGUUUUUGGAAACCCGGACUUUCGCUCAACUUAUCACCGCCUCAGGUUAUGGAUACGCCCAGAACCAGCAAACCCAAUUUGAGACGAGUGAAGUCGGUAGAUCCACAAACGGCGGCCGUUUCUCUCUUUACUUUUACGUAAUUCCGAUUCCUCAAACGGCCAAUGGCCAAGUAGAGGCGACGUUCCCUUUGCACCUCAUUCCAGGACAAUUAGGACCCCAAGACGCCAAGGUAGACGUCAGAGGUGAGGGCCCAGGCAAGAACCAAUACUUUUAA
Messenger RNA from Bursaphelenchus xylophilus (pine wood nematode), 450 nucleotides. Lineage: Eukaryota; Metazoa; Nematoda; Chromadorea; Rhabditida; Aphelenchoididae. The record is from the annotation of a GenBank genome assembly.